Trypanosoma cruzi is the source of this 612-nucleotide messenger RNA. RefSeq names its product acetyltransferase, putative. The record is from RefSeq and is a predicted model, not a curated record. Lineage: Eukaryota; Euglenozoa; Kinetoplastea; Trypanosomatida; Trypanosomatidae. Gene Ontology annotation, cellular component: NatA complex. Gene Ontology annotation, molecular function: acyltransferase activity, transferring groups other than amino-acyl groups. Gene Ontology annotation, biological process: mitotic sister chromatid cohesion. Bases 1 to 612 code for a protein of 203 amino acids. The transcript has a single exon.
AUGGUCGCCGCCAAUAAUGCCGCCGUGAACCAAAGUAGAUAUGUGGGUCCUGAGCUGCGUCCCGUGGAGGGUCUGCAGAUCCGAACCCUGGACGACCCUCGUGUGGUUGAGCGUAUUCGCAUCCUAGACCAAUACUGCCUUGCCGUCAAGUACUCGGACUCCUACUAUGAUACGUACUUGCGGCCGUGUGGCCAUCAGUACAAUCAGAUUGCACUAUAUUAUGACAUGCUUGUCGGUAGCUGCACGUGUCGUCUGGAGAGCACAACGAACGAGAACGAGUAUCGUUUGUACGUCAUGACUAUUGCUGUGCUUGCGCCGUAUCGUCGAUUGGGUAUUGGCAGCCACCUGCUCGAUACUAUACUGAGAAACGUGGCAAAGGAAACAAAGCUUUGCAUUCGGGAGGUGACGCUUCACGUGCAGGUGGGAUCUGGUGCCAUGGAAUUCUACAAGAGUUUUGGCUUUGAAGUGGUGGAGAAAGUACCGAAAUACUAUACUGGCCUUGAAGAGUGCGAUGCUUUCAAGCUUCGCAAGGUGGUGCCGCAGAUCGGUACUGCGUCUACGCAAUCGCAACGUGCCAAAAGUGGUGGCGUAAAGAACGGAAAGAAGAAAUGA